GACCCAAGAGACAUUCGCCCCCUUAGGGUAACUUACCCUUAGAGAUGGGGGACUUCCACGAGGUAAGGUUGUGGGGCCCCAGGCUGCAGGAACGCAUGGGGACUCCGAAUCCGGUACGUCCUAAGAAACCUGACCUGUGGAGUCCGAUGGGCUACAGUAUCAUACCGUACUGCUCGAGUACGGUAGAGCAUAGAGCCAGGUUUGCCGUGCGAAUCGCGGGGCCAUUUCCCGAUUGUAGGGAAAAGCGGUAGCACAGCAUUUGCAUCGGGCAUUGAAUUAUUUGGAUGUCGAGGAAGCAAUUUUGCAUCGAAUAAGAACUUGGGUGCUCUUUCGUAGGCCCGGAAAUGGUUCUGAUCUCCAUCCUACUAACCCCAUAUCAGCGCUCAUAGUUGCGAGCGUAAUUCUUGGUCAAAAUGGGGGUGCAGAGGGAAUUCAAGCUUAGUUGGAGUUAUCAUGCACAGGUGGCUCUCUGAUAAGGGACUUUCUGGUGGGGGUGAUCACCGUGCGCACUAUUGUGAGCUUUGAUGGGUCCAAGAUAACCUCAACGGGGUCACUAACAGCGUCCUAGGCCUCAGCGCAUAGCAAGAGUUUUAGUCUCGAAACAGGAUUACUAGUCAACGAAAUAUAGGAUGUUAGUGGUCUCUUGAUAGGGCUACAAUAUCGUUGAAGAUUCCUUGCAAUGAAUGGUGUUCGAUUCUUAUAUCGGCAUUGGGUAUCGGUACCGCUCUACCCCUCGAGUUGUUGCAGGCGCUGGUUACAUGUUCUGGUGUGGCAUUCAGUGUUGUCGGGUUCAUGGGGUAUGAAUAGCUCAUUCGUUGUGGGAGUUGAUAUCGGAUGAUGAGUCAGGUGAUAUCGAGGGAGAGAGUAAGAUCCUGUCGGAAUACCGGUAAGCACCAGCUACGGCAUCAGCGCCCUUAACUUGCGGCAUCAGUUGCUAUGAUACCUGGCCACUAUCAUUGCGGCGAAACGACACAUCACCCUCGGUCCUCCUAGAUGCGUGUGGAGGUAUUGGAUUCACCAUAUUCGGCUUAUGGAUAGCUGCAGGUACCGAUGGCAUUGGAUAACUAGUCCAUUCAAACCCCGGUAGGCAACGGUGUUCGGGCAGCUUCAUCCUGAGCUCCGGGAAAUGCCUUUCUUCUAUGGUCGAACUAGGUUCAAGCCACCGGCCUCCCCAACCCUCUGGGGGGUAAAAGUCAAGCCAAGCCUUUCCGAGCACCUGCAAGUAGCGCAUGGGUUAAACACCGGUAUUAUACGAGCACAUCAGGGGAUUGGUCUACUAUAAUAGGGUGUCUGUGCUUCACAGUACUGUACCGGUAGACCACAGUACCGGUACUGUUCCUGCAUUCUCCUGCGGGUCCCCACAAAGCACGUGCAAAUUUACUAUUCAAGGUUAACGUCAAGUUACCGUAAGGCAGAUCUGCUGUCUGAGGGAUUGGUGCUGUUUUGUGCUGCUGGUCGCCUUCAUGGAAUUUAUUCGUGCUAAAUUCUUCAACAUGUGAAAGAACACUUCAGGCCCAAAGGAGAUUUCACACGCUUCUUUCGCCUUUUCACGGCAACUUCCGAUUGCCAACGUCCGAUCAACCUCGGGUCAUAGGAAUCGGAGAAACCGCAUAGAAUCAAACCCAAGACAUGACGUUAGCAUCGCUCCCCACUAACUCCUUCGAACUCCCCCGCUGGAUCUGAGCCACGAGACAAGGUCCAAAAUGAUGAAGUGUAGUCUGAUUGCGUCCUGUUUUUAGGGUAUAAAUUAAGCUGUGGGGCAUCUGACGUUCAAGGGCCUCCCUCGGGAUUCCUCGGCUUGUUCAGAGAAAAAGACAAUGUCCUUGCCUAUCCUUGAGAAUGAAGAAUGGAUUCCGCUAAAAAGGCUAGUGUUUUUUUUUGGUGUGGCUCAAAAUUUAGGAGCUAAAUAGUGUUUGUUCCCCUCUUCAAGUUGCUCGAAAAAUAUAUCCUGAUAUCUACUUUUUUGGUCCUCUGGAACCCCUUUCUGCCUGUCUGCCCAGUUCAUUUUGUCCAGUAUCUCUGGAAUCGUUUUUGCGACUCCCUAGUCUGUUGUGCACAUCAGGUUCCGGGCAAAGAUGUCAGCGAGGAACGGGGGUGAGAACGGGAAUGGCAGAAAGAAGCCAACGGCUGCGGUUCAUUUAAUAGGUAUUGUACCCACGGCCUCUGAAGAAUACAUGAAUGUGACUGACAACCAUGGACAGCUGGAGGAGGAGCAGGCCUCUGCGAAGCACUGGCAUGCCAUCCACUAGGUGAUUCCUUGUCCCUCGAUUUUCCGGAUACGGUCGCGGGCCUCUAACGGUAAAUAUCCGUAGAUACAAUCAAGGUCCGCAUGCAGCUCUCCCGCCGAAACCGAGCGCCGGGAGUAAAGCGUAAAGGAUUCUUCAUCGUCGGAAAAGAAAUUGUCAAACGUGAAACUCCGUUAGGUUUGUACAAAGGUCUCGGAGCCGUUGUGACCGGUAUCGUGCCAAAAAUGGCUAUCAGAUUUUCUUCUUUUGAGUUCUACAAGAGUUUUGCAAAGGUCCAUCCGGAGACGGGGAAGAUUAGUGCCAAGGCUGUGUUCAUCUCUGGGCUUGCAGCGGGAGCUACGGAGGCUGUUGCCGUUGUUACUCCUAUGGAGGGUGGGUGGUUUGGGGUAUUUGCGGGUUUGGUCUGUGCUCAUUCUUUUUAGUGAUUAAAAUUCGACUACAAGCGCAACACCACUCCAUGGCAGAUCCGUUGGAUAUACCGAAAUACCGUAAUGCGGCGCACGCGGCGUAUACCGUCGUACGUGAGGAAGGGUUCAGAACGCUAUACAGAGGUGUAUCAUUAACAGCUCUACGGCAAUCGACCAACCAAGCAGUGAACUUUACUGCGUAUACCUAUAUGAAGCAAUACGCUCUCACUCUUCAGCCAAACCUCUCUGAACUCCCCAGCUACCAACAUUUGUUAUUAGGAUUGGUUUCCGGCGCAAUGGGGCCGUUGUCCAAUGCUCCGAUUGACACAAUUAGUUUGUCCCUCCACUGGACCAUACUUGUCGUAGCCCGACUGACAUUUAUUAGAAACAAGGCUCCAACGCUCCGAAGCCCGGCACGGGGAAUCCGCACUCAAGAGGAUAACCUUCAUUGCAAAAGACAUGUUCAAACAUGAAGGAUUUCGGGCGUUUUAUCAGGGCAUUACGCCCAGAAUUAUGAGAGUAGCCCCCGGACAGGCAAGCCCCCACUCCCAUGCCCCCCGCGUAAGAAGGCAUGAAAGGCUAACGGGAGUGUGGUUAGGCGGUCACAUUCAUGGUGUACGAGUUUAUCAGAGGGCAUAUUGAACGAUUCCAGGUUUCUGGGGAUAAUGAUAAUCAAUAUAGGGAGUAAGCGAGAGAAAAAUCGAGGAGGCUUAAGGUAGUCUGUCUUAUGGAACUGUGAUGUUUGAACCGUAGAAUAAUUACGUCUGUUUGGAUUGGCGCCCGGAUUAUGCUGUUCGAUAUCUGCUAAGGCAACCGGUAGCCUGUGCCGAGUGAUAGCAUAUGAAUAAGAACAAACAAAUAUUCUCCGGUAG
Molecule: messenger RNA, 3525 nt
Organism: Tuber aestivum (summer truffle)
Lineage: Eukaryota; Fungi; Ascomycota; Pezizomycetes; Pezizales; Tuberaceae
Source: the annotation of a GenBank genome assembly